Moesziomyces antarcticus is the source of this 849-nucleotide messenger RNA. Its product is annotated as proteasome subunit alpha type 1. Gene Ontology annotation, cellular component: nucleus; proteasome core complex, alpha-subunit complex; proteasome core complex. Gene Ontology annotation, biological process: ubiquitin-dependent protein catabolic process. The record is from RefSeq and is a predicted model, not a curated record. Bases 1 to 849 code for a protein of 282 amino acids. Lineage: Eukaryota; Fungi; Basidiomycota; Ustilaginomycetes; Ustilaginales; Ustilaginaceae. The transcript has a single exon.
AUGUUCCGCAACACGUACGACAGCGACAACACCGUGUUCUCGCCACAAGGGCGACUGCACCAGGUGGAGUAUGCUUUGGAGGCGGUCAAGCAAGGUUCUGCGGUGGUGGGGCUGCGCAGCAACACACAUGCGAUCCUGGUGGCGCUGAAACGUGCGCCGUCGGAGCUGGCGAGCUAUCAGAAGAAGAUGCUGCGCAUCGACAACCACAUGGGGAUUGGCUUUGCGGGGCUCACCUCGGACGCACGUGUGCUGUCGACGUACAUGCGUCAGCUGGCGCUGUCGUCGCGUCUGGUGUACUCUCGCGCGCUGCCGAUCUCGCGUGUGGUGGACUCGCUCGCAGACCGUGCGCAGUACAACACCAUGGACUACGGCAAGCGUCCGUACGGCGUGGGCUUCCUCAUCAUCGGCGUCGACUCGACAGGUCCGCAUCUGUACGAAUUCACGCCCACCGCCAACUGCUUCGAGUACUACGCCAUGUCGAUCGGCGCGCGCUCCCAGUCCGCAAAGACGUACCUCGAAAGGAAGUACGAAGAGUUUUCCGAGGCUAGUCUGGACGAGCUCGUGCUGCAUGGGCUGUAUGCGCUGCGCGAUACGCUGCCCCAGAACAAGGACCUCGAACUCGACCAGGUCAGCGUGGCGGUUGUGGGGCCCGGCGCGGAUGCAGACGUCGACUCGCCAAACGCAAGGAGCGGCGAAAAGUUCAGGAUCCUAGAGGGCGACCAACUCAGGCCGUACAUGGACAGGCUCGAGCCAAAGUCCAUCCCGGGCGCCAGGGCCACCGCUGCAUCCACAGAAUCCGCCGACGCCGCACCAGCUCCAGCUGCAGGCGAGACUCCCAUGGAGGACUAG